Molecule: messenger RNA, 3117 nt
Organism: Sinocyclocheilus rhinocerous
Lineage: Eukaryota; Metazoa; Chordata; Actinopteri; Cypriniformes; Cyprinidae
Gene: nfil3-5
Product: nuclear factor, interleukin 3 regulated, member 5
Exons: 2
Coding region: 1063-2847 (594 amino acids)
Biological process (GO): regulation of DNA-templated transcription; circadian rhythm
Cellular component (GO): nucleus
Molecular function (GO): DNA binding; DNA-binding transcription factor activity
Source: RefSeq, a predicted model, not a curated record
GCCGCACACCGCUGUUGCCGUGUAUGUGGUCGGUGUAUAGGGUGAGUGUCUUUACGGUGAACGGGAGAAGAGCUUUUUUUGACCACCUUCGUUCCCUCUUCGGUCAUUUGGGCAGGAGUGGAGGCUUGUGUAUCGUCAUGAUGAACAAAACUGUGACUAGGCAUCCAAAGCUCCGUGUUAUGCAACCGCUGACCUACUAACACACAUUCGAGGACGACGAGAGGAGCAAGUGUGUGUGUACGUGUGUGUAAGAGAGGAAAACUGGAGCAAAGCCUCCGACAUAACACAAGGACGAAGAGGGAGGGAGAGAUAGACGGCGAAUAGCAGCACAUUCAGGGAGUCACAUUAAUCGACACAAAGCCGGUGAGUGGAUCACGUCCCACGCGAGACAUUUUCAGCCCAGACUGAAGUUAUAAAAGGAAGAACGAGCAGAAUCGGGACGAGAGACCGCAUAUAGAGACGCAGAGGAGCGAUUUAUUGAAGAAUAAAAGAGGAUUCUUCCGUUUAACGAAAGGAAUGUGCUAUUUCACUUAGAUCUGUUCAUCAAAGACUGGGAUAAAACAUUGAGCUGUGACGGAUCUGAUGAAUGAUCAACAUCUUUCGGGGUGCUUGGAAAAAGAAAGUUUAUUCUUCAACAGCAAUCCCAGCCUACACUGCCACCUCACCCAUCAAGAACAAGGACAAAUUAAACUGUCUAAAUUAAGAAAGAACUAAAAGCAAGCUAAACAAAAAAGAAGACUAUCCUUACUAAACUAAACUUGUAACACACCUAUCCAAUGACGGUUGUUUUUGUUGCCUUUCAUCUUUUUCUUAUCUUUUUGACCAGUCUGGACACUUGAAAGGUUUGAAAGACUGGUUAGAGUAGGAGGAAAAAGGCAUCAAUCAGAAAUACGUACGGUUCCUCUUUGGAGGAAAAACAGAACCUCGUACAUCAUUGUGCAUACUGACAAUUAAGUGUGUUUUUGAAGUGUGAAUCAGAAACAAACACUCUUCAGUAUUACAACAUUAAUUUUCAAUGUCCACUGAGUGCCAGUUAUACAAACUGGCCUUAAUAGGAUCACAAUGGAAAGCCUAAAUCUUCCUACCCAAAACAACGAUUCCAGUUUGGAAACGUUAGAAACCUUCUCAAACUACAGUGAGAGUUUACCAUCACCUCAAAUCACCAGCCCUCCUCGUCAAGGCCGACUAAUAAAACCAAAACCCAACACGACCUGUCGGCGAAAGCGGGAGUUCAUCUCAGAUGAAAAGAAAGAUGCAUCCUACUGGGAAAAGCGUCGCAAGAAUAACGAGGCUGCCAAAAGGUCAAGGGAGAAGCGCCGGCUCAAUGAUAUGGUGUUGGAGAACAGGGUAAUGGCACUGAAUGAGGAGAAUGUGCGGCUGAAGACAGAACUCUUGCAAUUGAAACUAAGAUUUGGACUCAUAAGCUCUGCCUCUUACAUGGAGAAGACACAGCAGAUCAGCAAUGCUAUUGAGGCAGCGACUAAUGAAGCUAAUGGUACCGGAGCAACUUCCGGAAAUCCAUAUUACUCAAGCAGUGGAUACUCCAGUGCUUCUCAGGUCAUGAUGAACUCUGAUUCCUCAGAGGCUGAGCAGCCGACCAGGAGUGAACGCCACACAACGUUACUCAAGUACUCCCCCCAUGGAUCACUGUCUGACAUGUCUGAUGGAUCUUCACGGGACAGUCCUGAACCUAUAAACUUUGACAUCAAACACGAGAGCUCUGGAAUGGACAUUAACAGGCUUGAGGCAAGUGUUCUUAAUGGCAUGUUCAAUGGCCAUCAAAGUCUUGGACGACUGGAGAAUCACCAAGCGCAAGAAAUGGAACACCAAGAAGGUGUCAACAACCCAGCCCCUCCUUCCGCCACACCCCAAAGAAGCGUCAUUCUCUUUCGUUCCAGAAGCAGCUCCUACCCUGUUGAGAGCCAAAGGGUUGAGGACAUGGAUCAGCAGGUGGCUUCCCAAACACAACAGAAUGGGCAAAUCACUCAUUUUACUCAAACAGGGUGCAAUCUACCAAUAAGACCUGAUGGUUUAGAGACUCUUUCAGAGGUGGCACAGCAGCUGGCCAGGAGGUCUUUGGAUUCACCAAGCUAUGAAUUCAAGGCAGAUGCCAGGGAGAGCAGGCGGUUUGUCAUACAGCAGCAAGACCUGAGCAUUCAAGGACAAUGCAGAAGUCAGGUUCAAGAGGGCACUCGAAAUUCUUUUGCCCCAGAUUUGCUCAACGAGGCUGGAAAAGCCCACAUAUACCAGCGGUCCAGUCACUACCUCGGCAUUCUGAACGAGGAGCCACCAGUGCUAACGUAUGAAGGUUGUCCAAAAGCAGAUGGCUUCUACCAAGAGCACUCCUCCUCAGGCAAGGACACCUCCUCUAGCGACGGAGACCCACGCAGCUCAGAUAAGGAAGCCUCCACUGACGAUGAAUCUCCCUCAUCCUCUUCCUCUGAUACUGGUGGAUAUCAUGCCAUCCACCAGUCAGCAUCCUCACCCACCAUGGUCGCCAGUGAUGCUUACCAGUACGGAGACAACCAAGGUGAAAUGAAAGGCACUGCUCUGCCACACAAGCUAAGGCUCAAGUAUAGAGCACUAUCUAACGGUGGCUCCCAAGACGUCCUGGCUACAACAGUUGCUACGUCACCCGAUUCCGCUCUGCCUCAGCACCCGUACCUGGCGCUAGCGCAGGUUAACCAGCAGCAAGGCAGCAGCUCUGGAAGCAAGGAAGGGGAGAGUGAGACAGCAGAUGAACUUUGCACACAACAGUUUCCUUCCAGAGAGAAGGAAGAGGAAUGGAAGGAAAGCGGGAAGAGGAGCUCAGGAGGAAGAGGUAGCAGAAACAAGAAAUGUGACUGAAACUGGCACAUCGCAUCCUUUAAUAGAGUUAAGACAGGACUUGAUAAAUGUCACCUUUACCAUCCAUAGAAAGAAAAAUGAAAAUGGUACCAAUUAAUUGCAUGAAAGUCUAUUGCUUAUACGUAACAACAACAACAAGAAAGUAACUCGUGUUCUUGGUCUGUUUUCUUAUCAAGAGCGAUUCUGUGACAUUUUAAUGCAGCUCUGUUCUAUCACUCUCUUUCAUAAGCACUUAACUGUAACUCAAAGAAGUUACGAAGAGGAAAUCAA